AUGAGCAUGGUGGACUUUCAACCUCAUAAAUUGACCAAAAUUGGAAAUCUUUGUUUUCGAAUACUUGGAAUGGCUAGAUUAAUUUAUUACAAGGAAUACAUUAAAGAUGGAGAAAGUUGGACAUCAAUGAACAACUUAACAAUUCUCAACUUAAUAUUAAAAUUUCGUGGACCUCAAUUUGAAUGGGAAUUGACAAAUAAAUUUAUUAUUUUACAAAUUUUAUGUUCUAUAUUUGCCUUUUUUUGCCGAUUCUGUUUGGCUCGAAUUUUCUAUGAUGAAGUUAAUUAA
Molecule: messenger RNA, 288 nt
Organism: Meloidogyne enterolobii
Lineage: Eukaryota; Metazoa; Nematoda; Chromadorea; Rhabditida; Meloidogynidae
Source: the annotation of a GenBank genome assembly